This is a messenger RNA of Danaus chrysippus (African queen), 1326 nucleotides long. The record is from the annotation of a GenBank genome assembly. NCBI's taxonomy places the organism in Eukaryota, Metazoa, Arthropoda, Insecta, Lepidoptera, Nymphalidae.
AUGUCAAUGGGUUGGACCUCGCCCAUAUUCCCUCAUCUAAGGUCUAUCGACUCCCCUCUAUCAGAACCACCGACCUUACAACAGGAAUCAUGGAUAGGAUCGCUAUUGGUGCUUGGAGGAUUAUUGGGUCCAUUGAUAACAGUACCGUUAUCAAAUAGGAUUGGUAGACGUUAUAUUAUCAUGAGCUCCAAUAUUCCUCUACUCCUGGGUUGGUUGCUGGCCGGAGUAGCUUCUGACCUGGCCACGUUAUACGCAGCUCGUAUAAUGUGGGGUUGUGCCACAGGCAUGCAAUUCGCCACAGUACCUUUGUAUAUCGGUGAAAUAGCUGAGGAUAAAAUCCGCGGUUCCCUCAGCGCCCUCUUCCUUCUGUUCAUCAACAUUGGCUUCCUCCUCGCGUAUUCGAUCGGUCCCUAUUCUUCAUACUGGGGCCUCACAGCUACAGGCGGUAUACUAUCUCUGUUCUAUAUACCGUUCACUUGGUAUAUACCGGAGACGCCGUUCUUCCUCGUAUAUAAAGGUAAAACGGAAGAAGCUAUAAAAGUAUUGAAACAAUUACGAGGAAAAUCCAAAGAAGCAGUUCAAGAUGAAGUGGACGGUCUACAAGCGAUGGUUCAGAGAGAGUUUAAGACUGAACCCAGCGUUAAAGAUCUGUGGGCCACUUCGGGAAACUUGAAGGCUUUGGGUAUAUGUGUGUUUCUGGCCAUGUUGCUUCAACUGUCAGGUAUCGACGUGUUAUUAUUCUAUAUGGAAGAACUUUUGGAGAAAGUUGGAACUAAGAUAUCUGCUUCUGAUGGUACCAUCAUUAUGGGAGUUGUACAGGUUGUAACUAGUUGUAUAACGCCGCUAGUAGUGGACAGACUCGGACGGAAACUACUCAUGUGGACCACGAGCCUCGGACUUAGUAUAUUCCUAAGUAUAAUAGGUAUCUACGCGUUGUUGGACUCACACUUCAAGUAUAACGUUGAACCUUACGCCUUCCUUCCUCUACUUUGUCUCGUUAUAUACAUGGUGUUGUUUACUUUGGGCGUGGGUCCGGUCCCGUGGGUGCUAGUCGGUGAGAUGUUUCCUCCUCGCAGUAAAUGUCUCGCCAGUGGCGUCGCGUCCUUCAUGUGUUGGCUCGCGGGCUUCAUAUGGACCAGAUUCUUCCGCGAGGUGGCCGCGUCUUCCGGUAUGUACACAGCCUUCUGGGUGCUGUCUGUUUGUUGUUUCCUGGGCUUCAUCUUCUCCGUGAGCCCGCUGUUACCGGAAACGAAGGGCAAGACAUUCGACGAAAUACAGGAUAUGCUUAAUAAGAGAACACCGGACCCAAAGCCCGAGGCCGUAUAA